AUGUCGCUGGCGCUCGCCGUCUGCGUACACGCGACGUCCUCAAAGUGCAAGCCAUUCUGUGAGGACAAGACGCACGAUUGGGAUGACAAGUGCACCUGGGGGGGCUGCUCCGGCUGCACCGAGUGCUCUGCGCCGGUGUGCAAGCCGUUUUGUGUGGACAAGACGCAUGCCUGGGAUAACAAGUGCACCUGGGUGGGCUGCAACGGCUGCACCGAGUGCAUCGUCCCUGAGCCGGAAUGCAAGCCGUUUUGUGAGGACAAGACGCAGGGCUGGGAUGACAAGUGCACCUGGGGGGGCUGCAACGGCUGCACCGAGUGCUCUUCCCCUCCGCCAAUGUGCAAGCCGUUUUGUGAUGACAAGACGCAGGACUGGGAUGACAAGUGCACCUGGGGGGGCUGCAACGGCUGCUCCGAGCGGAACCGCAGUGUGCCGAGUUAG
Emiliania huxleyi CCMP1516 is the source of this 438-nucleotide messenger RNA. RefSeq lists its product as hypothetical. The transcript is spliced from 2 exons. The coding region runs from base 1 to 438 and encodes 145 amino acids. Lineage: Eukaryota; Haptophyta; Isochrysidales; Noelaerhabdaceae. The record is from RefSeq and is a predicted model, not a curated record.